AAGGGCAGGAAGCAAACGGGCAGGGAGUGGAAGUGGAGGUGGGCAGGCCUCAUUGGCAACGGACAGGCCGCCCUAGCAACGGCGAGGACGAAGCGACCGGGGGGGGGGUGGAGAGGCCGGAGCUCCCCCCUCAUAGAAUGAUAAAAUGGUAGAGUCGGAAGGGACCCUGGUGGUCAUCUAGCCCAACCCCCCGCGAUGCAGGAUUCUUUUUUUGCCCAACGUGGGGCUCGAACCCGCGAUGCUAUAGGAGCGCAGGAAGCUGCUUUAGUAUUCCGAAUCGUAUCACUGGCCCACCCAGCUCAGCGUUGCCUACUACUCUGGCGGGCAGCGGCUCUCCAGGGGUUUCAGGCAGGAGUCUCUCCUUAGCCCCCCUAGUGAUCCGGCAAUAAAACCACUACUAGGGCAUUUGCAAACCUGAGCGGCGUCCGGUGUGGUUUCACAUUGGGUGGGGGACCGUGUGUUGGGAUUUCUUGUAUCGUAAGGGGGUUGGACUAGAUCAGUGUUUCUCAACCUUUUUUGGGCCACGGCACACUUGUUCCGUGAAAAAAAUCACGAGGCACACCACCAUUAAAAAAGUUAAAAAAAUUAACUCUGUGCCGCCCUAUAUUAUAAUUAUGACUGUAAGAAACACUUGCCAAAUAUUGCUUUCCGGCGGGUCAGUGCUGUGCACGUGACAAUGCAAAUCGCCCUUCUCAUCGCCGCACGUCGUGGCACACCAGCCAGCGUCUCGCGGCACACAGUGGUUGAGAAACGCUGGACUAGAUGACCCUUAGGGUCCCUUCCGACUCUACGGUUCUAUGAUUCUGUCUGGAGAUGCCCGGGAUUGACACUCCCAGGACCUUGCUGCGUGCAAAGCAGAUGCUCUGAUGUUGAAAUAAUAAGGCCACCUCCACCCCAAGUGUUUGGAUGCAGGGAAAAGGCCCUGCUCAGGAAAUGCAGCCCUUCAGAAAAAGUCACCUAAUCUUGAAGUUGACAAAGGAAUUAUUUCUCUUCCAAGAAAGAAAACCUGGGAUAAGUUAGCAGUUCUUCAAGCUCUUGCAUCAACUGUAAAGAGGGAUCCCACAGCUCCUAACUACAUGUUUCAAGAUGACCCUUAUCUUACUCCUAGAACCACUACUGAGUUUCGUUUAUUUUCCUUAUCAAAAGAAUCUGGGGAAAAUGCAGCCAGAUUUAUUAUUGACAGACAUCCUAAGCUUUUUGAGAUUGACAUAGCUGAACCUCACAUACCGUGUCUCAUGCCAGAAAAAUUGUCAUUGCAACCUGAGGAAGUGGGUGAGGAUGCACUUAAAUAUCACAUCCAUUUCAGAAAACUAAAAGCUUCAGUGGACAUGUAUGAUCAACUCAUGCAAGCAGGAACUUCUGUAUCUCUGGAGACAUCAAACAGCCUUCUCGAUCUCCUAUGUUUUUAUGGUGAUAGAGAACCUGAUCAGCAGAACUCCACUGAAAAUAGCAGCGAAUUGGAACAACCGGAGGAAGCUUCAGAAGAAAGAAAAAAAAGGAGAAACUGGCAGAAUGGGAGCCGUGGGCUUAAGUGGAGGGAGAACAAUAACGCCGAAAGAAUAUUUAACCUAAUGCCAGAAAAAAAUGCACAUUCAUAUUGUACAAUGAUCAGAGGAAUGGUGAAGCAUAGAGCAGCUGCAAAAGCUUUUGACAUGUACACUGAAUUAUUGAAUAACAGACUUAAGGCUGAUGUUCACACCUUCAAUGCGUUAAUCGUAGCAGCUUCAGAAGUGCGGGAAAAGUACACUGAAAGAUGGGGACUUGUUGAAGACUUGCUGAACCAAAUGGCUCAACAGAAGAUACAGCCAAAUCUACUCACUUUUAAUUCUGCCCUGAAGACUCUACGGUGGUGUGGUGCCUUUGGCAAGAGUCUGGCUCUUAGCACACUAAAUGAGAUGAAGGCACUAAAUAUAAAGCCUAGUCUUGCAACAUUUGACCAUCUUCUUGGCGUCUUUUAUAAACCAGCAUCUUCUCGAGCCGAAACAGAAAUUAUCUAUGAUGUAAUGGAUGAGAUUAAGGGAAAGAGUUUUUACCCACAGGACCCAGACGAUGGCAACUUUUUUUCAAGUGCUAUGAGAAUAUGCCUGGACCUCAAGGAUCUUCAGCUCGCCUAUGAGCUACAUAGAGUGGUGGAGACAGGAGAGAACAGGAAAAUGUUGGGAGACAUGGGCCAGCAGACUGCUUACUGUGGAAGGUUUUUUAACCUGCUGUGCAUGAUGGAACAGCUUGACGUUGUAAUGAAGUGGUAUAAAGACCUGGUCCCAUCAAUGUUUUACCCAAACUCUCAAGGGAUGCUGGAGCUUCUUUAUGCAUUGGACACAGCGAACCAUUUGGAAAUGAUUCCCCAGAUUUGGAAAGAUAUCAAGCAGCUUGGACAUGGCCGCAGAUCUGCUAUGACAGAAGAGGUUCUGGCCCUCAUGGCCAGAGAUACGCAGCCUCCAGAGACUCGAGUAGCAUUUGCUGACUGUGCUAAAGAUAUAAAAUCUAUCUAUGAGGCACAGGAAAGGAGACAAACACCCCUAGAAUGGACAGUCACUUCGCUGGGUAAUUGUACUAUAUUGUUUGCCAGGGCUGGGCGAAUGCGGGAAGCCUGGAACAUGCUGCAGCUGUUUAAGAAACACAAUCGAAUCCCCAGUGAUUUGGUGAUGGGUGAAGUCUUCAACUGCAUUAAGCAAAGCAAAGAGCCAAGUCAGGCCCUUGACCUAGUAAAGUUUGCUGCAGACUUCAGUUUACAAUCGACUUCAAAGCUUGCCAGGAGAGCUCUGGAAGAAUUCCAGCUCUCUGAAGACCAAAGGAAAGCUCUGGCUGAUAUGACAGCAGAAAGCAGUGACAACAGUGAUGGCGAAUAGAUGCCAGGAAGGGACCCCUCUUUCCUGAAAAAAAGGUUGCCUCUGAUCUGGCAUGUGGCAGUCAAAAUGGCUAUACUGGACUUCGCCUGGUAGAGUUGCUAAUUUUACAUUCACUGUCCUGAUUGCUGACUAAUCUGUACUGGGCAUUAACCUCAGGCAUGUCCUGUGUUGGGGAGACUUGUCCCCUUUGCAUGUCACCUCACUCUGGAAAGCUAGAAUUUCCUACCUGGAGCAGAGCAAAAAGACAGCAAUUCCAUUGCCUCCACAAAAAUGGUUAAAAAUAAAGCUUAAUGCAGUUUUCUUGC
Molecule: messenger RNA, 3154 nt
Organism: Zootoca vivipara (common lizard)
Lineage: Eukaryota; Metazoa; Chordata; Lepidosauria; Squamata; Lacertidae
Gene: PTCD3
Product: pentatricopeptide repeat domain 3
Biological process (GO): mitochondrial translation
Cellular component (GO): mitochondrion
Molecular function (GO): rRNA binding; protein binding; ribosomal small subunit binding
Source: RefSeq, a predicted model, not a curated record